Messenger RNA from Carassius auratus (goldfish), 5346 nucleotides. RefSeq lists its product as uncharacterized. Bases 1868 to 4510 code for a protein of 880 amino acids. Lineage: Eukaryota; Metazoa; Chordata; Actinopteri; Cypriniformes; Cyprinidae. Gene Ontology annotation, molecular function: DNA-directed DNA polymerase activity; nucleotide binding; DNA binding. The transcript has 4 exons. The record is from RefSeq and is a predicted model, not a curated record. Gene Ontology annotation, biological process: DNA replication.
CGCUUAGUUUUGCCUGCUUCAACGCUACGUAUAGGAUAUCAGAAAAUACUAUUCUGCUCCGUUAAAUCUACGUUUUGCCACUCCGUUAUCCGUUUGUCAUCUAUGAAGACGACAUCGCGGAAGGUGUAAGCGUAACUAACCGUAACUCAGAAAAACAUUUUUCCCGUUUGCUAACUCUUCACAGUGAAACGACAUAUGAGGAUAUGAUGGUGAAAUGUCUCCCCCCGGUGAGUCUGGAUGAAAUGACGCCGUUAUAGUGAAAAUUGCGCCAUCUGCUUGCGGUUUAAUGUUAUGACAUCACGAUUUCUUUGUCACAGUGUGUGUAUGUGUGUGUGUGUGCUCCAUUAAACUGUAAAAUAAAAACCCUCUCCAUGUGUUUGAAAUCAUAACACUUUUUAUUUUUUAUCACAGGUUCAAAUAUUGAGCACCAAGCCUUUGACGCUAUUAAUACACAGGCCGCGAUUGAUCCAGACAGCGCAGUCGACGAUUUUAUCCAAUUCAUCACACAACCCGCCUUUCAGACAGUUAUCGAUCUCACGCAAGAUGGCGACGAAGAUCCCACCGUCAACGUAACAGACAACAUCCCGCCUGAUUCCGCUCCGGCCCACAUCGAGAAUCCAAUAGGAUCCUGCGACGAAUCACUCCCUGGACCCGCCGACGAACCAGCGAGAAAGAAGACUAGAAAAACGAAUCGCCCCACCUCUCCGGUCAGUCCUGGACCGUGUGACGAACCACCAAGAAAGACUUAUCGUUUUACACCGGUGGUCCGACCUGAAUCGAACGGCGAACUACCGAGAAAGGCUUAUCGUUUUACCCCGGCGAUCAGUCCCGAGAGCCCUCCAGAGAGGAAAACUCUCUGUCCGGUACCAACGAACAGCCCCGCGACCAGUCCUGAGACCGAUCUGUUUUAUGACUCGAGUAGAACCCAUAAGGAUGACGUGACUACCUGGGGCAUGUCUCAAAUCGAUGCCUGGGACCAGAGUUCUUGGACGAGCGAGCGUGACGAGGUGUCUACCACCAACGCGGGUCAAACGCCAUAUCCUUCUCCCUCACCGUCGUCGGAAGAAGUAGAAGUGGAAGAAGUGCCGGCGCCUCAGCCGGUUGACGAAUCAUUCGAUGAUCUGCCUCCGUUUCAUAGCCCCAUUAAUUCGAUUCAGUCAUUCGGUCAAGUGUUUCGCGAUGCGCAGGUUGACAUAAACAACAAAUAUGUCGAACUCCGCGACGUACAAGAUGAUAUUAACAACAAAUUGAUCGCGUUGGGCAAUGAGUCUCGCGACAGACAAAUCGAAACCCUUAGCAGAUUAGACGCGCUGCACGGUGAGCUCCGUGCGUAUCACCUCGAGACACGCAGUCGAUUUGAUGCUCAGGAUCGCUUUAUUCAGGAUCUGGCCAAUGAAAUAUUCCAACGCGUCAAUGCUAUGAGAUCGGCGAUUGAUCAGCAGUUUGAUAGAAAUGAUCGUACGGUGACUCAAUACCAAAGGGAAUUGAUGCUAAUAUUGCACCACCUCAUUCUCACCAUCGUAUAUGAGACCGCGGAGUCAAAUUGAAUAUAGACGUAUUCAGAGUAAUUCUUAUAUUCCAUCUAUACUUUGUUUACAUAUAAUCAGAUAUUUCAAGUAUUUCUUAUAUCUCACGUCUGCUAUGAUUGUUUAAAUAUUUCAUGUAUGCUUUUUAUACUUUGUUUUACAUAUAUAAUCCGAUAUCUGCUUUUAUACUCUGAUUUGUCAUAUAUGCUUUUGUAUUCUGAUUUUGUAAUAGUUCAUGUAUGCUUUUUUAUACUCUAUGAAAUGUGUAAUAGUUCAUGUAUGCUUGUUUUAACUCUAUGAUUUUGUAAUAGUACGUGUUUUGGUCUGAAAUCUAAAAAAAAAUGGACGGUUCAGACGACUUACGUCAAUCCUCCACAGAACUGACGCCGGACGAGAUCGAAAUGCUAAGUUUACUUCCGGACUCUUUAGAACAGUAUUUGUUUAAUCAAGAAUCCCCUCCUAUUUUGGAUCUUUUUGAAUUAGCCGUAAAUCCAAAUAUGAAUUUGUUCGAUCCUCUGCUUAGCCUAGACACCGAUCCCGUUGUACAACACGGCGGUGUUUUAAACACCCUACCGGCGGCGUGUACCGAGGCUGAUCCUGACAACACAGACCACCCUGACGGUAAUGAAACUCCGCAAGCGUCCACAUCAGGUAACGUCGACCCUACUACACAGACUCGAUUAAGCCGUACAGACGUUGACAGGUUGAUUCGCGAGGGUGGUGACGUUAACGGAUAUCAUGUUUUACCACGACCUCGUUUCAAUAGCGUGACAUUGAGAAGGACUACGAAUCUGAGAGAGAUUAACUCUACAGAUUUAGCCUCUUACCACGCCCGGUUACACGGCAUGCUUACCGGAAUUGUGGAUUUCGCUAGGGAAUUUGACCAAAAUUCUCCGGUGAUCAAUAUCACAUUGACGGCUCCCAGUUUACAGACGCCCGUUAGCGGGAUUUUAACCCGCGGUAAUAAUUACGACGCGGAUGGGUUUAUGGAUCAAAUUGAAAAAGUUUUACAGAGCAACGACCGGUUACUAUCUGACCAAACCGUAGAAUUUGAAGCUUCCGUAGCCAUGAACAGACAAGGCGGGGGUCGUCGGAAACUCACGGACUUGGCUGUCGACGAGGUGAUCAAAAGGAAAAAGACGAGUUUAUUUUGCCCGAUCAAUAUUUCAAAUAAUUUGUGCUUCUCCAUCUGUCUCGCCCGUUUUCUAAACCCCCAACGUCCCGAGAGCGAGUUAGAAAAACUGGCUUCCGUCAUCCAAAACAGCGUCGGCUUCUCAAUCCAAGACCGAAUCGGUCUCGGCGACAUAGCCUCGUUCGAACGAGCGCUAGACAUUAAAAUCGUCGUAUUUCACAGAUCUAACGCCAUGAUCUUAGAAACCUACAAAAAUUCUGACGAACCCCAUCCAAAAACGGUCUUUCUGUAUCUCCAUGACGACCACUACUACAUGAUAACGAGUUUGAAGGCGUUCCUCGGCUCACCAUAUGUGUGUCCAUUUUGCUACAAAUCUUACAGCAACCUCAGAUACCAUCGAUGUAAGCACGUCUGCAACAUCUGUUUCGACGCGGAAUGCUACAGGUUCCAAGCGAGAAACCUACAUUGCCCCGAUUGUUUGCGUUACUGUAAAUCGGCUUAUUGUUUCGAAAUGCAUAAAAAAAACCCGCCUCCCGGUCAGGAAUACCCCGCCUGUGAUAUGAUCAAAUACUGCAAACUAUGUAACCGACGUUACGACGUUAAACCGGGGAACCAGAAAACCAAACACAUAUGCGCCCCAGACAAAUGUGUGCAUUGUCGAGAGUCUCUGACGGACGAUGGAGCACAUCAAUGCUUUAUACAACCUCUAGAGCUUAAGGAACCGUGUGAAAAGUAUAUUUUUUACGACUUUGAAUCGCGUUACGAAAACGGACGCCACGAGGCUAAUUUUGUCUGUGCCAUGACGUUCAAAGGUCAGAAAUUUACCGCCUACGGCACGGACUGUAUCGCUAAGCUAAUCAAGCGCUUCAGACAACCCCGAUACAAAGGCUACUGCUUCAUCGCUCAUUACGCCUCCAGAUUUGAUGCCUUUCUAAUUCUGGAGUAUUUUUGCAAAGCGGGGAUCGCGCUCGAGGUCAUAAUGCAAGGGUGCAAACUACUCCUGAUGUACGACGACGCAUUUGCCCAACGAUACAUCGAUAGCUACUCAUUUUUCCCAUUCGCUCUCGCCAAAAUGCCCGCUGCGUUAGACUUGACGACGACUGAAAAAGGCUAUUUCCCCCAUCUUUUCAACAGGGUGGAAAAUGAGAACUACGUCGGACCGUACCCUGACAAAAAGUUCUACAACUACGAGAACAUGUCGGAUAAAGCCCAAGAAAAGUUUGACGCGUGGUACAGCACGGUCAAGGGUGAGCUCUUUAACUUCAAGAAAGAACUGUACGACUACGGCGUUAACGACGUCGUGUUAUUACGUGAAGGCUGUAUGAAGUACAGGACGUCAUUCCUACAGUGCACCCAACUCGACCCUUUUGCGUUCACCACGAUCGCCAGCUGCGCAAUGGGGGUCUUCAAAACACAUUAUCUCAGCAGAAACACGCUAGCCCUGACGCAUAACAAGGCGUACAUCCAUCAGAAUAAGUCCUACUCGAGCGGUUCGAUCCAAUGGCUCGAGUAUAUAAAAAAGACUCGAAACGUGGACGUUCAUCACGCCGUAAACCACGGCGAGGUAUCGAUCGGUAAGUUCUUUUUAGACGGCUACUACGAGCAGGACGGCGUCAGGCACGGUUUAGAGUAUGGGGGGUGUGUUUUCCAUGGGCAUUGCUGUCGUUUUGAACCCAAUCACCGUCCGUUAGACCUUAUAAAAGAAAAAAAGGGAGGAGAUAUUCACUUCCCUCGGGUGGAGAUUUUGAAGACUCGCCGUUUAAAUCGCCGACUAUCGACCUACGACAAUGGCUGGAAAUGUAACGACUCCUUAGAUCGAGCAUUCAUUCAUUUGUAUCUUAUGAUUAAAUAAAUAAAAGACGAUGAGAAAUAUAAUGGUUUAAGCUUUUUUUUUUUUUUAUUUAUACGUCAAACAUGUCUGCACACAAUGAACGCACGAUAACAUUUUAUCAUUACAAACAUGCGGUCUCAAUCUCUUCACAAAGAGGGACACCAUUUUAUCAUUUCUAAUAUAAUCAUCAGUGUAUAGUUUCAUCACGUGGCUAUAGUCGCGACCUCUGGCUAGAUGAUAUAGAAAAAACACACAGUGCUGUCCGCAGGUAUCCGAUGAAUAAUCCUGGACGCGUCUGUCGGAGUAUAAUACGUCUACGUCGUUGACGUCUAGAAAGUUAUUGAUGCUGAUUGGAAAGCGGGGGCUGUCGGGCGGAUUGCCGAAGCUGUCGAAAAAACAAGCCGUCCCCUCUCGCGCUAAAUAAACGGCUAGCCAAUGCUCCCCCCGCGAUCGAGAGGAGUGGGUAUUAACGAUGCAGAACGACGGUAAGAUCCCCAACGGUUUUUUGGGUAGUUGAUCGCUCGGCAGAACCCCGAGAAAAUGAGUCCCGCACGCUAUUUUAUCCGCGAUAGCUGUGAGUUGUAGCGUGUUCAUCUCUCAGUAGUGAUCGAUCAGUACCUGUCUACGGUUAGACACUUCAAUGAGGCUGUCGAAUACGGCGUAGAUUAUUAAAUUAACGGUAUUCGGCAGAGCUUGUCUGAAACGAGCUUCUACUCUGAUGUUCCCGGACUUGAUGAGGGAAAUGUGCUGACCGCAGUCCUCGUCCGGCGUCAGGUUAAAUGCGUAGAGCGUGUAUCCGUUCAGGAAAUCAUUCCUGCUGAUACAGAGCGGUCGAUCUUUAAGAUGUCUCCCGGUCG